AUGACCGGAGUAAUCGCACCGAAUAACGUCGUCCAGUUCCGCGCCGUGCCAUACGCAACAUUACCGGGCCGCUUCCAGCAUUCCGCCCUGCUCGAGGAUCUGUCAAGUACGAAUCGGGACUUCACGAAGCCAGGUUUCGCAUGUCCACAGACCUGGGCUCCAGAUGCAUUCGUCGGAGGUCUUCUCCCAGGCGAACCCAUACCCGAGGCCGAUGAAUUCAAAAGCCUGAUUAUCCAGGUCAACGUCCCCUUGGAGGUGCUUCGAUCUUACUCCUCGGGAACACCGUCAUCGAAGAUCCCCGUCAUGCUGUAUCUGCACGGCGGCGGCUUUGUCCUAGGUAAGAUCGACGGCGCCCACAACACUGCCUUCAUGGUCGAGCAGUCUAUCGCGGACAAGACGCCUGUGAUCGGAGCAAGUUUCCAGUACCGACUCGGCGCGCUGGGAUUCCUCAAGACGCCGCAGGGAGAUACGAAUUUCGGCCUGUAUGAUCAGCGGAACGCGCUCCUCUGGGUGCAGAAAUUCAUCGGCGGAUUUGGAGGAGACGCCGCAAGGACGACUGUGUUCGGGGAGUCGGCGGGCUCGAUGUCGAUUUGUGCACAUAUGCUUGCUGCUCCUCCGCCUUCGGGCCCGCUGUUCCAGAGGGCCAUUCUGAUGUCUGGGGUCGUCGGUCCGAUGACUGCGCCUGUGCCGUUUGAAGAAGCGGAUGAGCUGUUUGAUCUGCUUUUGAAGACUUUGGGUAUCCAAGAGACAGGGCAGGCAGGUCUAGAUAAGGCCAGAGAGGUUGAUGUGCAGGCCAUUGUUAAUGCAACUGCGCACCUCUCGGGCGUAGGGCAGAUAUUUUUCCCAACUCAUGACGAGGCUUGGUUUGGAAAGACACCCGUGGCUUGGGAUCGAGGCCUGGAGUUGCUUGAGCAGUGCGAAUGGGUGAACGACAUCGUGCUGGGAUCGACGGGAUUUGAGGGCCAAUCAUCCUUUGGAAUCGCGGCGGGCGUGCAACCCAACCAUUUCAUCAAAGCUUUGGAAGAGAAAAUUGGCAAAGAAAACGCCAACAUUGUCUUCGAGGCGUACAACAUCGUACCCGACAUGGAUCCAAUCCUCUUCCUUACCCCCGCGAUGCGGUGGCUGGGCGAUACUCUGUUCGAUGCACCAAACCAUAAUCUCGCCCGACUAGCCAGCAGAAAUCCUGCUAAGAAAUUAUAUCGCUACGUCUUUGACGUGAGAAAUCCUUUCCCAGGCCACGGACUAUAUCAACAAGCGCACCACUGGGUCGACGUCUACUUCGUCUUCCGAUCCUUCCUGUUCAGGUACCCGACACAGAGGCUGAAGAAUAUCUCCAACCGCCACGCUCAGCUGUGGAUCGAAUUCGCGAACGGGAAAGAGCCCUGGACGCAAUACAAGUACAAUGGUAACACGGAUGAGGUGAUUAUGGUCGCUGACGAGCGGGAUGAAUGGUCGGAGAAGACAGUGAAGGCAUAUGAGGCGGUCGCCGAAGUUAGGUUUGAGCGAUUGGAGGCGUUGACGGAUAGUUGGAAGGAUGAGAGAGGGAAGAGGUUCUUGCCGUUCAGGAUCGAGCCGUUGUCAUCGAAGAAAUUGACAUGA
Messenger RNA from Aaosphaeria arxii CBS 175.79, 1599 nucleotides. RefSeq names its product alpha/beta-hydrolase. Bases 1 to 1599 code for a protein of 532 amino acids. The transcript has 4 exons. The record is from RefSeq and is a predicted model, not a curated record. Lineage: Eukaryota; Fungi; Ascomycota; Dothideomycetes; Pleosporales.